AGUGCUGUUCAGACAAUUUUGUUUGAGCAUACUGCGUUGUAAUCGCAUUUGAUAUAAUAUGUCGCAAAGUCCAAAUUCGAUGUGCAGUAUUGGUUUUCAGUUUGUUACACAAAAAUGCAUACUUUCCCAUUCCCAUAGAAAACCUAGUCGACUAACCGCGCAUUAAUCCCGGUUAUUUGGAUGAUUUAUAAAGUUCAUGUCAAUAUUAUUCCUUCGUGCAUUAGCGUGGCCCGUAGCGUGAGGGCCAGUGGCGCAUCCUCGUCGGUCGCAGUCACCAUUCGGUCGCCGAACACCAAAUGCCUCCGGACGUAGUGGCGACAGACAGCCUAAUUAUGCCAUGGCCGGCAUCGAAUUGAUUAUAUCGUCGAUAUGUAAUGCAACCUAUUGCGAAGUACCGUACAAUGAUAACUUUACAGGAGCAGAAACGGUGUCCGUCAAGGAAGUUAAUUACCAAGCUUUGGCAAAAGAAAUCAAUGGAAAAAAUAUUAAAGUUACUACAUAUAACAAUACUCCCUUAAGCUGGAUAGAAAAUCACAAUGGAACUCUUGUUGGGAAAGGCGUGGCGUUUAUUGUUAUGGAGAUAUUACGGAAAAGGUUUAACUUUACAUACGAUGUUGUUGAGCCGAGAAAAAACUUCGAAUUGGGAGGAAGAGUUCCCGACGAUUCUGUUAUUGGCCUCGUGAAUAGCACCAAAGUGGAUAUGGCCGCGGCAUUUCUCCCAACAUUGAGACCGUAUCAAGAACAAGUAUCGUUCUCCAUCAUACUUGACGAGGGCACAUGGGUGAUGAUGCUGAAAAGACCAAAAGAAUCUGCUGCCGGCUCUGGAUUGCUUGCACCAUUUAACGAGCUCGUUUGGUACCUAGUCCUGGCAGCGGUAGUAACAUUUGGGCCAUGCAUAACGUUCUUUACUCGCGUAAGAACUAAACUCAUUGAAGAUAAUGAAGGUGUUCUCCCGCUAAACCCCAGCUUUUGGUUCGUAUAUAGCGCUUUCUUGAAACAGGGCACCAACUUGUCACCGGAAGCAAACACGACUCGCGUACUAUUCGUUACUUGGUGGUUGUUUAUGAUCCUGCUCUCGGCGUUCUACACGGCAAACUUGACAGCUUUCUUAACACUGUCCAAGUUUACUCUGGCUAUAGAGGAUCCAAAGGACUUGUACGACAAGAAUUAUAGAUGGGUCACAUCGGCAGGCAGCUCUGUGGAACAUGUUGUGAAAAAUGAAGGUGACGAACUAUACUACCUAAAUUCAAUGAUCAGUAACAAUCACGCGAGGUUCCUAUCGGUGAGAAACGACAAGGACUUCUUGGACUACGUCAAGAAAGGCGCGGUACUUGUAAAGGAACAGACUGUGGUGGAUCACCUCAUGUUCUUUGAUUACAACUCCAAGAAAGAUGUAGAAGAGUCUGACAAGUGCACUUAUGUCCUGGCUCCUAAAGCAUUCAUGAAGAAACAGCGGGCUUUCGCAUUCCCGAUUGGAAGCAAUUUGAAAAAUUUGUUCGAUCCUGUACUCACGAAAAUAUUCCAAGCCGGUAUACUGGAGUAUCUCAAACGAAGCGACUUGCCAAGUACUAAGAUAUGCCCUCUCGAUUUGAGGUCUAAGGACCGCAAGCUCAGGAACAGUGAUCUCAUCAUGACGUACGUGGUGAUGGCUGCGGGAUCAGGAAUUGCUAUGGCUGUAUUUGCGGGCGAGGUAUUCCUAAAACGAUACGUUAAAAUCAAAAUGAAUAAAGGCGGCAAAACGAAAAAGAAGAAAGUCAAACUGUCAAACAAAAAGUCUAGAAUCUAUGAUGACAGUCGGCCUCCACCGUACGAUUCGCUUUUCAGCAGAAACCCAAAGUUUAACGUCGAAAAUACGCGCACUAAAAUGAUAAAUGGCAGAGAAUACUAUAUAUUUGAGACUGGAAAUGGUGACAAGAAACUCAUACCGGUGAGGGCUCCGUCCUCCUUUCUGUAUCGAUCCGAUAAAUAAAUAUGAUACGAAAAUUCAAAUAAUGGCGGAACAAUACCUAUGGCUGAUCGAACAACGAGGAAAAAGUAACGUUUCAAAAUUCGAACACAUGGAAAAUAGUAAGAUACUUAAUUAUUUUAAAGUAAUUAAUUUUUAAUAGUAAG
Messenger RNA from Trichoplusia ni (cabbage looper), 2112 nucleotides. It is a transcript of the gene Ir76b, whose product is annotated as glutamate receptor ionotropic, delta-1. Lineage: Eukaryota; Metazoa; Arthropoda; Insecta; Lepidoptera; Noctuidae. Gene Ontology annotation, molecular function: ligand-gated monoatomic ion channel activity. Gene Ontology annotation, cellular component: membrane. The coding region runs from base 338 to 1969 and encodes 543 amino acids. The record is from RefSeq and is a predicted model, not a curated record. The transcript is spliced from 9 exons.